CUUUCGGAAGUACUUGCUUUCGGACGGUUCGAAGGGAGAUUAGUACGGGAUCAGGUGUGAUCGAUCAAAGAAGAAGCGCGCGUUAAACCGCUUACAGUUGAUUCGUAGAUAUUCUUUACGGUAUAUGGAAUAUUCCGUCGAUUAAAAAAUAUAUAAUCGUUCGGGCUCGACACGCGGUGGUAUAAAUGACGAUACGGCAAGUUGUAAUCGAGCCAUAAACCUACCGAAAUAAUUUAUGUUAAUAACUGUGAGACUUAAAGAAGAAAGAACUGUGAAAAGAUUACUUGGUUGCUCCAGUCAUCAGAAAAAAAUGUUAAGUGUGCGAAUUUAAAUUAUCGUUGGAACGUACGCGCCGUUGUCCGAGUAAGAUUAGAAUUGUCGACUGCAGUCGAGAUCGAUGAUUUUUCACAAGAUGGAACUCUACCAAAACCGCGAGAAAAUGAACGAUGCCGUUUACGAUCUUCGUCGGACACGGUCGCUUCCGAGUGAGAACGAGGCCUUCUCGCACAACAUCGAGAGAGGCUGCAUGUCACCGAGCACCAAUCGGGAGUCUAUCGAGUAUGCAUCCGAUUCCAGCUGCGAGGGUUACAGGGAGUUUCAGAAACAGCAGACCGAGAGAAGAAACUCGUCCCCGAUCGCGGCGUCUAGUGCUUUCAGUAUCGACAGCAUCCUUGGGAGAAAUGAGAAAAGGGAAAUCUCAAGAAUAAACAAUUCCGGCGAUAAGGAAGACGAUCAGGACGAGGCGGAAGACAGACUAGAGGGACACUUCGUCAAGCCCACAGCGAUACCAGCCACACGUACUGAUAUAGAAGGGAGUUUAUACACUCAUGCGGGCUUGCCGUACUCCGAAGGUGUGCUAUCCGAUUCCUCCGCAUAUUCUGCAACGUCACUCGCAUCAGCCUCGUUACUGUACAGUAGCUGGUUUGCCCAAACAAAGCCUGGACAGCUGUUUGGUUUACAAGCGCCCAAACCGAGUGGCAGGAGGUCGAGAAAACCGGGCAUCGAUCGGAAACCGCGUCAAGCUUACAGCGCGAAACAACUGGAGAGACUCGAGGCGGAGUUUAAGAUCGACAAGUAUCUCAGCGUGAGCAAGCGGAUGGAGCUGUCGAAAUGCCUGAAUCUCACCGAGGUGCAGAUCAAGACGUGGUUCCAGAAUCGCCGCACCAAGUGGAAGAAGCAACUCACGUCCAGGUUGAAGAUCGCGCAGCGGCAGGGACUGUUCCCACCGACGUACUUUCCGACCACCCAGUAUCCUCUUCUCCCGUACUACGCGGCGCCUUUGAUGUUCGGUGCCCCUUUGUCGGACGACGGGAAUUCUAGUUUGCCGACCCGGGCCGCCGUAUCGUCUUCUGAUACGGUCUGACGCAGUGCGGACUCGAACUACUUGGUCGAUCGUCGGCCGGGCGACCGCGAAGUGCAAUAAGACCUUCCGUUGGCCACUGCAGAGUCCUUGGUGUUGCUUCCCCUCUUUCCUUUUUCCUGCUCUUUUUUACAUUAUCUCGUACGGGUGUUCUUAUUCUAUAUAAAUUUAGAUACCGUUGAUAUAUAUAAUUAUAAGUACCUAUCUCGUAAAAGUGCGCAAAUCGCAAAGCGACUUCUUUCACUCACGAUGCGUCCUCGGGAUCUCUCGAUAUUAUUGAGACUUUACUGUAUAUAAAAUUUGAUUAUACACAAUUACAAAGGUUUCGUGCUUAAUA
This is a messenger RNA of Vollenhovia emeryi, 1697 nucleotides long. RefSeq names its product homeobox protein engrailed-2-B. Lineage: Eukaryota; Metazoa; Arthropoda; Insecta; Hymenoptera; Formicidae. The transcript is spliced from 4 exons. Gene Ontology annotation, biological process: regulation of DNA-templated transcription. Gene Ontology annotation, molecular function: DNA-binding transcription factor activity, RNA polymerase II-specific; DNA binding. Bases 398 to 1363 code for a protein of 321 amino acids. The record is from RefSeq and is a predicted model, not a curated record.